Messenger RNA from Vitis vinifera (wine grape), 411 nucleotides. Its product is annotated as copper transporter 4. Gene Ontology annotation, biological process: copper ion transmembrane transport; intracellular copper ion homeostasis. Gene Ontology annotation, molecular function: copper ion transmembrane transporter activity. Gene Ontology annotation, cellular component: plasma membrane. The transcript has a single exon. Lineage: Eukaryota; Viridiplantae; Streptophyta; Magnoliopsida; Vitales; Vitaceae. The coding region runs from base 1 to 411 and encodes 136 amino acids. The record is from RefSeq and is a predicted model, not a curated record.
AUGGCUUCCUCUGGCGGUCCCAUGCCAGUGCUGCCCACCGAGAAGGCAGUGGCACACACAAGCUUCUGGGUCGGGACCAAUGUGAUGGUCCUGUUCCCUGGAUGGCCUGGUAAUUACAUCCUCUUGCAUUACUACUUGGCUCUACUUCUGGUCUUUGUGCUUGCCCUCCUUACUCCGAUUUGUGGAAUGUGUUCCAUGCCUGCCAACAAACAGAUGGCCCCUAUGACCCUGCUUCUCUACGCCAUGAGGCAUGGCCUGCGCAAGUGCCUUUUCUACUUGGUGGUGCUCUCGGUCGUCACCUUCAAUGUUGGAGUUUUCCUUGCAGCUAUCGCUGGACAUGUGAUAGGCUACUUUGCCCUCUCUGCAUGUAUGCUCUAUCAUCAUCGCACUACAACUGAUACCAAAGUCUGA